Ipomoea triloba (trilobed morning glory) is the source of this 1744-nucleotide messenger RNA. RefSeq names its product amino acid transporter AVT6A-like. Bases 114 to 1481 code for a protein of 455 amino acids. Gene Ontology annotation, molecular function: amino acid transmembrane transporter activity. The transcript has 5 exons. Lineage: Eukaryota; Viridiplantae; Streptophyta; Magnoliopsida; Solanales; Convolvulaceae. The record is from RefSeq and is a predicted model, not a curated record. Gene Ontology annotation, biological process: amino acid transmembrane transport.
GACGAUUCUCCAACGUGUAGAAUUCAUCAUUGAACUAAUAAUUUGCCUUUCUAUGUUAGUUGCAUAUAACAACCUAUGAACAGCUACAGAUAAAAAGUUAAAGAUUCCCAGGCAUGGCAAUCGGAGAAGAGAAUCAGCAGGUAGAGUGCAAGAAAGAUGAUGUUUUGGUUCCCCUACUUGAGGAGGAGGGGAAGAAGGGCUUCAAGAGUGAGAUUAAUGGAGGUUCGUUUCUGGGUUCAGUGUUCAACUUGUCAACCACCAUCGUCGGCGCCGGAAUCAUGGCGCUGCCGGCGACCAUGAAGGUUCUUGGGCUGGGACUUGGGAUUUCCAUCAUCAUUUUCAUGGCAGUUUUGGCGAAUUUCUCUAUAGACAUUCUUUUGAGGUUUAGUAGGGGUGGAGGGUCCAACUCCUAUGGAGGUGUUAUGGGUGAUGCUUUUGGGACUUGUGGAAGAAGAUUGCUUCAAGUUUGUGUGUUGAUCAAUAACAUUGGUAUUCUUGUUGUCUACAUGAUCAUCAUUGGUGAUGUGCUCUCUGGAACAACAUCAGAUGGGGUUCAUCAUCCUGGAGUCUUGGAGGGAUGGUUUGGAAAACAAUGGUGGACUGGACGUCACUUUGUUCUUCUUGCUAUUACUCUUAUAGUGUUUGCUCCAUUGGGGUUCUUCAAGCGUAUUGAUUCAUUGAGACACACAUCUGCAUUGGCAGUUGCACUUGCAGUUGUUUUCCUUGUCAUUACUGCAUCAAUCACCAUUUUCAAGUUAUUCACAGGCAGUAUUGAAAUGCCCAGAUUUCUUCCUGAUGUUACUGAUAUUAGUUCAGUCUGGAGACUCUUCACUGUAGUGCCAGUUAUUGUCACUGCAUAUAUCUGCCAUUUCAAUGUGCAUAGUAUUGAGAAUGAACUGAGAGACCCUUCUCAGAUGAGAUCAGUUGUGAGGACAUCUUUGUCUCUCUGCUCAAUCAUUUACAUUAUGACAAGCUUGUUUGGAUACCUUCUGUUUGGCGAUUCAACUCUGGACGAUGUGCUGGCCAACUUUGACUCUAACCUUGGCGUUCCUUACAGCAAUGUGCUGAAUGAUGCUGUUCGUGUCUCCUAUGCGCUUCACCUGAUGCUUGUUUUCCCCAUCUUGUUCUACCCUCUUCGCGUUAAUGUAGAUGGCCUCUUCUUUCCCUCUGCAAGGCCCUUGGAUUCAGAGAAAUGGCGCUUCGCAUUCAUUAACUUCACGCUCAUCUUUGUUGUCUUUUUACUUGCAAAUUUUAUUCCCAGCAUUUGGGAUGCAUUCCAGUUCAGUGGGGCAACUGCAGCUGUUUCCCUUGGGUUCAUUCUCCCUGCUGCCAUUGCAUUGAAGGAUGCUCCUGGCAUAGCCACAAAGACGGAUAAGAUCUUGUCAAUCUUCAUGAUAUUUUUGGCAGUGUCUUCAAAUGCAGUGGCCAUAUACAGCGAUGCCUGUGCUGUGUUCCAGAAAAAUGCAUCCCCAAAGGAGUGACUUUCCUGGUUAUCAUCAUAAGAAAUCAAGUAUGCUCGAAAUUUAGAGUGAUACAACAGAUGAGCAAGAUAAGAAGACGAUGUUUGGACUUUGGAAGCAAUCCAAAUCCUUCAUUUUCUGGGUUAAGUUGUAAAAUUUGCAGUGGAAUUAUACAUAUAUAUAUAGGAAGUGGGAAAAUAAGACUGCUUCAAUUCAUGCUACAAUACAACUCUUAAAAGUAGAAACCAGUCUUUUCCUAAUGGAAAACAGUAAACAUGUUUCUA